ACACAAUCCCAGUUACAAACAAUUUCUACCUUUUCGUUCGACCCAAUUCAAUUUUUUUCACCAAGUUUGAAGCUUUGGUGCUUUUCAGCCACACCCAUCUUCCCCGUUUCAUAAUGUGUGAUUGAUUCUGAGCUGUUGGUUUGGUUCUUGAUACGUUGUUUGUUCUGAAUCUUCUCACCAGUCACUGGGUACAAACGAGAAAAGGAUAUUGUCAUACAAAAAAGGAAGUUAAGAUCAGUGAAAUUUUAAUGGAGUGAGACAUAGAAGCUGAAAUUGAGGACAUGAGAGUCUUUUGGUAGACCCUUUCUAUUUAUGGGAGGCUUAUUACACAUUUUUGAGUUCAAUCAGGGGAGGAUGGCCAAGAAAGUCCAUGCUCGUAAGAAACAUCAUGGUGGCCUGGAAGCUCCUCGGAAUAGUCUAGAUCUGCAAGUAGAAACAUCUCAAAACUACUGUCCACAAGGAGAAUCACCGUACUAUUAUAAAAUAGAAGAAGACUGGUCUAAGAAUAGUCGGCAUUCAAACGUGGGUUCAAUGAAAAAACUAAUCAACGAGGAGCUAUCCAAACGAUCAAGCACCAGACAAAAUGCACCAAGCAUUGUGGCAAGGUUGAUGGGGAUAGAUAUGAUGCCAUCAGACACUAAAUAUGUUGUUUCAUCAGAUAAAAGAGUAAGUGAAAACAUGGGGAAGAUGUUUUCAAACAAGGGAAUGAAUGAAAGGGGUUCUUCCAAAUUUAAUUCUUCUAGCCAGAUGGAAUUGGAUUCAUUUUAUCAUGACAUAGAUGAUGAUGAUGGAUGGACCCAGAGUUUUGGAGAACCAAGGCCACGGGAACAUCCUCAGGAAGAGGAACUGCAAAAAUUCAAGAAAGAGUUCGAAGCAUAUCAAGCAGCAAGGUUUCUAGAGUGUUCAAAGUUUGCUGAAAUUGGCAGUGUUUCUAGACAAGUGCUAGCUCAAGAGAACCUGAACAAGGAAAAGGUGACACAUAAUGCAAGUGUACAAAGAGAAGCAACAGAGAAACUUGCAGAGCUUGCCAACCACUCAUUCAAAGCAGAGAUACCUGACAUUGGCAGUUCAGAAUAUCGUGGUGAUACAUUGGGGUUAAUCCCUGCUAGGCAAAGGAAAACCUUUCCUUCAAGGAGCAGAACACUAAGUAGAGACUUUGAGGAGUCCUUAAUGUUUAAAUCUCGUAACAGAUUAGACACGUCUCCUUCUCCAACUCGGAUAGUUAUCUUGAAGCCUGGUCCAGAUAGCUCUUGCAACCUUGAAGAGAAUUGGACCAGUUCAUCAAGCACUUUACAAGGGAGAAAUAGUAUAGAAGAUUUUCUUGAGGAGGUGAAAGAGCGUUUGAAAUGUGAACUGCAAGGGAAAACUGUCAAAAAAGGUUCUGUGGUCCGAGGAAGUGAAAUUGAGGCACCUUACAAUGAAAAACCAUCUGUAAGGUCAGAAUCAACAAGUUCAUACAAAAGUGAAAUGCAGUUCAAUGAACCAAGUUCCCCAGAAUUUAUCAGUAGAGAUACCAGGAAGUUCUUAUCAGAGAGGCUGAGAAAUGUUGUGAAAAGGGAAACACAUCUUGACAUUCCGGGGGGGAACUCAAGGUCACAUGCAUUAGAUAAUCACAGAGUUCGACUAAAGCAAACAUGGGAUAAUAUGAAGUGUGAAAAUGACAUGAACCACUGGGAAAUUUCAAAAGAGGAAACACAAACAGGAUCUUUCAGGCACGAACCAGAUGACAAUUUAUUGCUCCACAAGGAGUUGUCCCCAAGGAACCUUGUAAGAUCCUUGUCUGCUCCUGUAUCAGGAUCGGGAACAUCAUUUGGGAAGCUUCUUCUAGAGGACCGUCACGUAUUAACUGGUGCCCAUAUUCGGAGGAAGCUUGAAGCUGUUGAAACCAUGUCUGUUGAUGAUAAAAAGCGGAAAAAAAAUAGAUUUAAUAUUAAAGAAAGAGUCUCCAAUUUUAGAUAUAGUCUUGCUCUGAGAGGGAAGCUUUUUGGUAAAAGGGUUCAAUCAAUGGUAGAAUCACAUGGCAAUGAAUAUGAUCCAAUGGUGAGAGAUGUCACAAGUGGACCAACAGUUCUCAUGAACUAUGGUGAUAGGCAUGAGAACUCCACUGAGGUACCUCCUAGUCCUGCAUCGGUGUGCAGCAGUGUUCAUGAAGACUUUUGGAGGCGGACUGAAUAUUUAAGUCCAAUAUCAACUCCAGAUGUAUCUUCAAGAGAUGAUAAUGUUGUGCCCCAGGUUUUCAGAGAUAUCAGCUCUGGUUUGAAUGAGCUAAGGAGGCAACUCAGUCGACUUGAAUCUGAUGGUGCUGAGGACUUCACUGCGAAACAUGAGCCCAUUGAUUCAGAAUUAAUUCAAUUAGAGGAUCCAGCAGAAUCUUACAUAAGAGAUUUACUUGUUGCUUCAGGACUGUACUUUGGUUCAUGGGAUAAAUCUUUAUUAAGAGGGGACACAUUUGCAAAGCCUAUUGGCAACUCAGUUUUUGAAGAAGUGGAAGAAUCUCAAAAGAAAUUGGUCAAGGAGAAUGAUGAAAGUUAUAUAAAGGAUCAGAAUGAGAAUAAGCUAGACCAUAAGGUUUUACAUGAUUUGUUAAAUGAGGCACUUUCAGUUGUUCUUGGACCUCCUUUGACGUUUUCAAGAUUCAGAAGGAAAUUAAGCAACUCUUGCAUGUUGCCACCACCUUGCGGAAAGGAACUGCUGAACUUAGUAUGGGACAUUAUCCGUGUUUCUUUAUAUCCUCCAUCUGACAUGUUUCCUUAUUCACUUGAGAGUUUGGUGGCUCAACACCUGAGAUCCAUACCCUGGUCCGGAUUAAUAAACGAUGAGAUCAAUAUAUUGGAGAGAGAGAUAGAAUGUCUAAUAACUGAUGAUCUGGUUGAAGAACUCACAAAGGAUAUGCUCUGAGUUGUAGUGACAAAUAUCCUUUUACAUAACCAUUGUGACAAUAAAAGAUUUAUGCACAUUGGAGCGAGGCUUAUACAUUAUUACACAAAUUGGAAGAUAACAGCAUAAUUGAUGUAGUUGUGUUAAUGGAAUACUGCAUGAAUAUGUACAUGUACAUAUAUGUAGUAUUUGGUGUGAGUGUUUGUGAUAUAGGGGGCAUUGAGUUUUGGUAAAUCAUACUGUACAUAACUGGCAUGAAUUAUUAAGUUAUUUU
This is a messenger RNA of Gastrolobium bilobum, 3151 nucleotides long. RefSeq lists its product as uncharacterized. Bases 313 to 2898 code for a protein of 861 amino acids. The record is from RefSeq and is a predicted model, not a curated record. Lineage: Eukaryota; Viridiplantae; Streptophyta; Magnoliopsida; Fabales; Fabaceae. The transcript has 7 exons.